Molecule: messenger RNA, 1239 nt
Organism: Suillus discolor
Lineage: Eukaryota; Fungi; Basidiomycota; Agaricomycetes; Boletales; Suillaceae
Exons: 6
Coding region: 1-1239 (412 amino acids)
Source: RefSeq, a predicted model, not a curated record
AUGUAUCUUACUGAUGACGGAAACUGGAAGUUGAAGAAUCAUGGCAAUGAGGAUGAGGACGAAAGUGACGAUGGCAAUGCUGGUAACUCACACACCUCAAGCUCAAAUGGUAAAAAGCGCAAGAAGGUGAAAUUCUCCAUCAAGUCCGAAGUCCCUCAAAAGAAGAUGAAAGCUGAUUCCAAGUCUGCUGAUAUUCUACCACAGUUAUCAACUACAUCAUCAACUCCAAGUACUCAGUCUCUGGUAGUUUCGCCUCUACCUUCUGAUUCCUCUCCAACACCGCAACCAGGGCCGAUACCAGACUCUCCAACACCCUUUCCGACGAUGGCACCGACCUCUCUGGCACCAGACCUUCCGGCACCAGAGUCUCUGACACCAGACCCUCUGAUACCCUCUCCAAUGGCACUGACCUCCCCGACACCAUCUGUGAUGGCACCAACCUCUCCAAUGCCAGACCCUCCAACGCUCCCUCCAAUGGCACUGGCCUCCUCGACUCCAUCUGUGAUGAUGGCACCAACCUCUCCGAUGCUGGUGGACCCUCUGACACUCCCUCUGAUGGCACUGGCCUCCCCGACACCAUCUGUGAUGGCACCAACCUCUUCGAUGCUGGUAGACCCUCCGAUGCUCCCUCCAAUGGCACUGGCCUCCCUGAGACUAGAGUCUCUAACGAUAGCAUCUCCGGCAUCAGCUCCACCACCCAAACUUCUGCCAACUACUCCUGCACUGCUUUCUCCUGUGUUAGGCCUGGACUCGCAUAGUAAAGAAAAUAUCCCUUCGAAGCUUCUUAGGCUCACUGCACUGACACAUGUCAAUGUUGUAGUUGCAAAUCCACUGGCAGCACUUGCUCUCGCAGCAUCAAAAGUUCAGUUGCCACCUCUUCUGCUUGGACCCACUCCUCUCCCACCCCCUCCCGCACCUAAUGGUACUGAUUCUGCAUCGACCACUCAAAAUCACACUGGUCUCCCCACUGUCGAUGAUGUUAGGACUUCGAAGGCUGCAACAGGAUCUACCAAAAGCAGCACCAAGGGUAAGAUGCGUCCAAGCAGUACUAAAAAUGGACGCAACUUGUGUGCCCAACGAUGGCUCAAGACAUUGAAGACAAACGGAACGACCGAGGAGUUUUGUGCUUACUAUGGAGAUCUCACGCCAGCUCAGCGAAAGGUGUAUGAUGACGAGUCAGCAUCACUGGUUGCCAAUAAGUCCUGGAACAAGACCGCUUACGAUGGAACGAUGUACUAG